This is a messenger RNA of Staurois parvus, 265 nucleotides long. The record is from the annotation of a GenBank genome assembly. NCBI's taxonomy places the organism in Eukaryota, Metazoa, Chordata, Amphibia, Anura, Ranidae.
UGCCAGUGCUAUAAUAGCCACUAGCAAUAAUAUCAUGAAAAGGGAGGACUGACAACUCAUGGGGCCCCCGGGCAAUAGGGGAUCAUGGGGCCCCUGUGUCCUUGCCCAAACUCAAAAAAGCCUAUGAAAAAGGUACCAGGGGCAUCUCAUGGGGCCCCCUACUGACCCCGGGCCCUCGGGCAGUGCCCGAGUUUCCAAAUGGUCAGUCCGCCCCUGGUCGUACAACAAUCAAGUUGGGUACAAUCAGCCUGCUCACAGAUGGUUA